Messenger RNA from Lonchura striata (white-rumped munia), 1042 nucleotides. Its product is annotated as acidic leucine-rich nuclear phosphoprotein 32 family member B. The record is from RefSeq and is a predicted model, not a curated record. NCBI's taxonomy places the organism in Eukaryota, Metazoa, Chordata, Aves, Passeriformes, Estrildidae. Gene Ontology annotation, cellular component: nucleus. Gene Ontology annotation, biological process: regulation of apoptotic process. Gene Ontology annotation, molecular function: histone binding.
GGGCGGGAGCGGCACCGGGAGCGGCACCGGGAGCGCAGCGCGGCUCGGGCUCGGCGGGGCGGAGCGGCGGGGAGCAUGGAGAUGGAGAAGCGCUUGACGCUGGAGCUGCGCAACAAGAAGCCGAGCGAGGUGAAGGAGCUGGUGCUGGACAACUGCCGCUCAGAGGAUGGCAAGGUGGUCGGCCUCUCCUCAGACUUUGAGAACCUGGAGUUCCUCAGCAUGAUCAACAUCAACCUGCUGUCCGUGUCCAACCUCCCCAAACUCAACAAGCUCCGGAAGCUGGAGCUGAGUGAUAAUAGGAUUUCUGGUGGCCUUGAAGUUCUAGCAGAGAAAACUCCCAACCUGACACACUUGAACCUAAGUGGCAACAAGAUCAAAGACAUCAAUACCCUGGAGCCCUUGAAAAAGUUGCCAAACCUCCGCAGUCUGGACCUGUUCAACUGCGAGGUGACGAUGCUCAUCAACUACCGGGAGAGCGUGUUCGCCCUCCUGCCCCAGCUCACCUACCUGGAUGGCUUCGAUGCUGACGAGCAGGAAGCCCCAGACUCAGACCCUGAAGCAGAUGGGGAUGCACUGGAAGAUGAGUAUGAGAAUGGGGAAGAAGGUGAGGAAGAGGAGGAUGAUGAGGAGGAAGAUGAUUUGGAUGAAGAAGUCAUUGAUGACGAGGAAGAUGAAGACGACGAUCUGGAAGGUGAAGAGGAGGAGGAUGGAGUAGAUGACGAGGAGGAAGAUGAGGAGGAGGAUGGUGAGGAGGAUGAAGAAGAUGAAGCUGAGGAGGAGCAUCCGUGCGGGGUGAAGAGAAAACGAAGUCUAGAGGAUGAAGGAGAGGAAGAUGCAGAGGAUGAAGAGGAUGAUGAGGAUGACUGAUCCCAGCGAGCCAAUCAGUUUUACAGACUCUGACUGUGCUUGUCUUAACCUCCCUGUCGUGUCUGUGUGAGACUGUAAAUCCCUGUCUCCCACUCCUCCUCCUCCCCCUUUGUAUGGCUGCAGCAUCUACAAUAUAUUUUUUUAAGAUUUAGAAUACUGUAGGCAUUCAGGGGAA